Pseudophryne corroboree (corroboree frog) is the source of this 3622-nucleotide messenger RNA. RefSeq names its product oocyte zinc finger protein XlCOF7.1-like. The transcript has 14 exons. Bases 173 to 3622 code for a protein of 1149 amino acids. The record is from RefSeq and is a predicted model, not a curated record. Lineage: Eukaryota; Metazoa; Chordata; Amphibia; Anura; Myobatrachidae.
UGAGGGAGUAGGCGAUGCUCCAGCCUGAGCGGUGUAGUAUCAUCCUGUGGCACACAUGCUAUGAUGCAGCAGGAAAUGAUAGGGUCAACAUACCAUCACACAGGGCCUGGGGCUGCUGACUGCAAGCCUGCAUCUCCCCUGGUGUUACUCAGCCCUGGAACCUGUGUAAUCCAUGUGCGUUCUUGUGUGCAGGGACGGUAUGGUUAGCCUAGAUCCAUCAGAGCAGGACCCGGAGCCCCUCACGGUGCCUCCACCUCACUCACUGAUACAUGAGAGGCACAAUGACCAGAAGAUCCUGGAACUCACCAACAAGAUCAUUCAGCUGCUGACUGGAGAGGAGCGGGAGUGUAUAGAGGAACACUGGAGUCUGUACAAGGACGUGAUGAUGGAGAAUCACCGGCCCCUCACAUCACUGGAUGGGCCCAGUAACAGAGAUACCCCAGAGAGAUGUCCCCGUCCUCUGUAUUCCCAGGAUUGUACAGAGGAGAAUCACAGGUACCCACAGGAGGAUCAGGGUGAUGAUCUGACUGAUAUGAAGAUUCAAGAUAUAAAGGGAGAAGAAGAGACGUAUGUGACUGAAAUUAAGGUGGAAGAUAUAGAAGAAGAAGAGGCGUAUGUGACUGAUAUGAAGGCAGAAGAUAUAGAGGGAGAAGAAGAGAUCUAUUUGAGGAAUGAUCAGCAGUGUAAGGAGGAGGAAAUCCCCACAGAUAUCAGCAUACCAGAUGGACACAAAGACUGGAAUACUUUGGAGGCACGUCUCAUUUUAUCUCAAGAUUUUGAAACGCAAGGAAACAACCUCACACAAGAGUCUCCUGGGGGAAAUCCUAUAAACCUACAUAGCCGUACAGUGCACCUUGGAGCAGAUACAUCACCUGGUCCCCAUAAUCCAGAGGAAUGUUCUGAUAGCUCAGAUAUUAUUACACAUAGAGUGGAUUAUACGGAUGAUAGUAUUUUUGCCUGUUCUGAGUGUGGUAAAUCUUUUAUCCAUCAGUCAAUCUUUGUUAGGCAUCAGAUAAUUCACACAGGUGAGAAACCAUUUUCGUGUUCUGAGUGUGGGAAAUGUUUUACAUUUAAAUCCAGCCUGGUUAGGCAUCAGAGAACUCACGCCGUUGCGAAGCCGUUUUCCUGCUCUGAGUGUGGGAAAUGUUUUACUGUUAAAUCCAAUCUGGUUACACAUCAGAGAAUUCACACAGGCGAGAACCCAUUUCCGUGUUCUGAGUGUGGGAAAUGUUUUCUAGAUAAUAUACAUCUUGUUAUACAUCAGAGAAGUCACACAGGUGAGAGGCCAUUUCCGUGCCCUGAGUGUGGGAAAUGUUUUACAGUUAAAUCCAAUCUCGUUACGCAUCAGAGAACUCACACAAGUGAGAAGCCCUUUCCUUGUGUUGAGUGUGGGAAAUGUUUUACACAGAAAUCUGGUCUUGUUAGACAUCAGAGAAUCCACACGGGUGAGAAACCAUUUCCAUGUCCUGAGUGUGGGAAAUGUUUUACGCAGAAACCAGAUCUUGUUAAACAUCAGAGAACUCACACAGGUGAGUUUGUGGUUCGGACUGUAACAAAAGCACAACUGAGCUGUGAGGAAUCUGAGUCUGAAUUACUUAGGAUGAACAAGGACAGGAGAACGAGAGUGCUUACUAGACGUCACGUGAGGAUGAGAUGCAUCACUGAUUCCAUGAUGGAUAAGGACAGCAGUCACAUGAUUGAGAGGAUACUAAAUCUCACCCUGGAGAUCAUCUACCUACUGACUGGGGAGGAAUACACAGUAGUGAAGAAGACAUCUGAGGAGUGUGAGACUCCCAGCAGCCAUCACUGUGUGUCAGGAGGACUGAGCAGGACCCAGAGCCCCAUCAUGGUGCCUCCACCUCACUCACUGAUACAUGAGAGGCACAAUGACCAGAAGAUCCUGGAACUCACCAACAAGAUCAUUCAGCUGCUGACUGGAGAGGAGGGGGAGUAUAUAGAGGAACACAGGGGUCUGUCCAAGGAUGUGAUGAUGGAGAAUCACCGGCCCCUCACAUCACUGGAUGGGCCCAGUAACAGAGAUACCCCAGAGAGAUGUCCCCGUUCUCUGUAUUCCCAGGAUUGUACUGAGGAGAAUCACAGAAUUCCACCGGAUGAUCAGAGUGAAGAUCUGAUUGAAAAGACGUAUAUGACUGAUAUGAAGGUAGAAGGUAUAGAGGGAGAAGAGACGUAUGUGACUGAUAUGAAGGCAGAAGAUACAGAGGGAGAAGAAGAGACGUAUGUGACUGAUAUGAAGGCAGAAGAUAUAGAGGAAGAAGAAGAGACGUAUGUGACUGAUAUGAAGGCAGAAGAUAUAGAGGAAGAAGAAGAGACGUAUGUGAGGGGUGAUCAGCAGUGUAAGGAGGAGGAAUUUCCUACAGAUAUCAGCACAGCAGAUGGACAGAAAAGCUUGAAGACUUCAGAGGAACAUUUCAUUUUGUCUUCAGAUUUUAAAAUGGAAAAUAGAAUCAACCAAGAUUCUACAGGAGAACCCCUCAUCUCCCUAAAUAUACAUCCAGUACUUAAUUUUGUUGAUAUAUCACAUGAUUCCACUAUUCCUGAGGAAUGUUCUCCUGAUAACACCAAUAUUCAUAUACAUAGCACAGUUCAUACGGAUGAUACAGUAUUUCUCUGUUCUGAAUGUGGUAAAUGUUAUACACGAAAAUCCUCACUUGUUAGACAUCAGAGACGUCACACAGAAGAGAAGCCAUUUUCAUGUUCUGAGUGUGGGAAAAGUUUUACAGAGAAAUCAGAUCUUGAUACACAUGAGAGGACUCACACAGGUGAAAGGCCAUUUUCAUGCUCUGAAUGUGGAAAACGUUUUAAACAGAAAUCACAUCUUGUUAGACAUCUGAGACUUCACACAGGUGAGAAACCAUUUAUAUGCUCUGAGUGUGGAAAAUGUUUUACAGAGAAAUCAGAUCUUUUUAGACAUCAGAGAACUCACACUGGUGUGAAACCAUUUCCAUGUUCUGUGUGUGGAAAACGUUUUACACAGAUACCAGAUCUUGUGAACCAUCAGAGAAAUCACACAGGUGAGAAACCAUUUCCAUGCUCCGAGUGUGGGAAAUGUUUUACACAGAAAUCACAUCUUGUUAGACAUCAGAGAAGUCACACAGGUGAGAAACCAUUUUCAUGUUCUGAGUGCGGGAAAUGUUUUACAGAGAAAUCAGAUCUUGUUAGACAUCAGAGAUGUCACACAGAUGAGAAACCAUUUUCAUGCUCACAGCGUGGGAAAUGUUUUACACCAGGCAUGUCCAAACUGCGGCCCUCCAGCUGUCACACAGGUGAUAAGCCAUUUCUAUGUUUUACACAGAAAUCAGUUCUUGUUAGACAUCAGAGAAGUCACAUACAAGAGAAACCAUUUCCUUGUUCUGAGUGUGGGAAAUGUUUCACACAGAAAUCAGAUCUUGUUAUACAUCAGAGACGUCACACAGGUGAGAAACCAUUUCCAUGCUCCGCAUGUGGGAAAUGUUUCACAAAGAAAUCUGCUCUUGCUAUUCAUCAGAGAAGUCACACAGGUGAGAAACCAUUUUCAUGUCAUGUGUGUGGGAAAUGUUUCACACAGAAAUCAUAUCUUGUCAUACAUCAGAGCACUCACAUUACAUUAGAGACCAUUUAUUAA